Molecule: messenger RNA, 8584 nt
Organism: Ylistrum balloti
Lineage: Eukaryota; Metazoa; Mollusca; Bivalvia; Pectinida; Pectinidae
Product: GMP synthase [glutamine-hydrolyzing]-like
Exons: 16
Coding region: 56-2119 (687 amino acids)
Biological process (GO): GMP biosynthetic process
Cellular component (GO): cytosol
Molecular function (GO): GMP synthase (glutamine-hydrolyzing) activity; GMP synthase activity; ATP binding
Source: RefSeq, a predicted model, not a curated record
GGACACUAGAAAAAAUAACAACAUCUGAAUUUACGUGGAAAUCUGAUAUUCUGCAAUGAAUGGGUCGUCAGCGGUGGGGCAGGCUAAUGGGACCAAAGAUGGUGAUAGAAUAGUCAUCCUUGAUGCAGGUGCCCAGUAUGGAAAGGUCAUUGAUAGACGUGUCCGAGAACUAAAUGUAGAGACAGAUAUCCUGCCACUUGACACUCCAGCAUUUACCAUCAAGGAACGCAAAUACAGAGGUAUCAUCAUAUCUGGAGGCCCCAACUCUGUAUAUGCUGAGGACGCACCGCGCUAUGAUCCAGAUAUAUUUCGUUGUGGAUUACCAGUGCUGGGAAUAUGCUAUGGCAUGCAGAUGUUGAACAAGGAGUUCAAUGGCAGUGUCGUUCAAAAAGAAGCUCGUGAGGAUGGUCAGUUUAACAUCACUGUGGAAACGAAGUCGCCCCUAUUCAAAGGACUAAGUAAAGAACAGACGGUACUGCUGACACAUGGAGAUAGUGUAGAUAAGGUCGCUGAUGGGUUCAAGGUCGUGGCAAAGUCUGGCAGUCUGGUGGCAGGUAUAGCUAAUGAUAAACAGAAGUUAUAUGGAGUACAGUUCCAUCCAGAAGUAGAUCUAACAGAGCAUGGAGUGACCAUGUUUGAAAACUUCCUCUUCACAAUAGUUAAAUGUGAGGCAAGCUACACUAUGGCCAGUCGUGAGAAUGCUUGUAUCGCCUACAUCAGGGAUACCGUCAAAGACCAUAAAGUCCUGAUGUUACUAAGUGGUGGAGUGGAUUCCACGGUGUGUGCAGCACUACUACACAAAGCACUGAAGGAAGAACAGGUUAUAGCUGUACAUAUAGACAAUGGCUUCAUGAGGAAGAAUGAGAGUUCUUCAGUAGAACAGUCACUUACUCGCAUGGGACUCAGUGUCAAAGUGAUCCGAGCAGCGCACACUUUUUACAAUGGAUCCACAUCGGUUCACAUCGAUAAGACUGACCCAAACUCUAGAAAGAGGAAAACGGACACCCUUAAUACUACAAUCCACCCAGAGGAUAAACGUAAAAUCAUCGGGGACACCUUUAUGCGGGUAGCCAAUGAUGUGAUAGAAGAACUAAAUCUCAAACCGGAGGAUGUAUAUUUAGGUCAAGGAACGCUAAGGCCAGACCUUAUAGAGAGUGCAUCUGAGUUAGCCAGUGGGAAAGCAGAUGCUAUAAAAACGCAUCACAAUGACACAGAGCUGGUGCGUGAGCUGCGUCGACAGGGACGUGUUGUAGAACCCCUUAAAGACUUUCACAAGGAUGAGGUGCGACAGAUAGGUCGUGACCUUGGUUUACCUUCAGAACUAGUCAACAGGCACCCAUUCCCUGGCCCUGGUCUCGCUAUACGUGUGAUAUGUGCUGAGGAACCCUAUAUGUGUAAAGACUUUGCUGAGACGAAUGUCAAAUUGAGAUUUAUUGCCAAUUAUGUUGAUGCCAUGAAAACACCCCACAAAUUAUUGAUGGAGUUACAAAGUGGAAUGUCUGAAGAAGAUCAGGAGAAUCUGCUGGCUAUUUCUAAAUCUGAUAACCUGUGUGCCACACUAUUGCCUAUCAAAACUGUAGGAGUCCAGGGAGACUGUAGAAGUUACAGUUAUGUGGCAGCUCUGUCCGGAAACAGUAAACCUAACUGGAGUAACCUGACGAUGCUAGCAAAGAUCAUCCCCAGGAUUUGUCAUAAUAUUAACAGGGUAGUAUAUGUAUUUGGUGGUGCUGUGAAGUUUGCUAUAGAAGAUGUGACGCCUACAUUCUUGACGGCUGGUGUACUCAGUACGCUACGCCAGGCUGACCAUAUGGCAUCCAAGGUCCUACAGGAAACAGAUUCCUUCAGCAAACUUAGCCAGAUGCCCGUGGUUAUAACUCCACUACAUUUUGAUCGUGACCCAGUACUACAUCAGCCAUCGUGUCAAAGAUCUGUUGUCAUAAGGACUUUUAUUACCAACGACUUCAUGACCGGAGUAGCAAAAAUGCCCUUUGUUAUGGUUCUGUUUUCUCUUUUUCAGGUGGUAGAUAAAAUUGUGGAGAGCGUGUUAACAGUCCCCGGAAUCUCGCGUGUUAUGUAUGAUAUGACAUCGAAACCUCCAGGCACAACAGAAUGGGAAUGAGGCUGGUUGUUUUAGCAAUAAUAUCGGCUCUUAAUCAGUAUGAGGACACAUAUGUCUGAACACAAAUUGUGAUUGGUUGUUUAACUCGGAGUCAAUGAUUGGAAGAGAGAUUUCACCUCAUCACUGAUUGGAUAAAUGGUUUCUGACUUGCUAUUGGUCAGUUGCAUGAACUGUGAUUUGUUAAUUUAUAUAAGUUUGUUACCUGUAAUUACUGCUUACUGUGUGUCUUUGUGUUGGUUUGUUUAGGUAACAGUGAGUGUGGAAAGGAGUGGACAAAUAUUGAUUGGAAUUUUUAAAAUAAUUUUGCUGACAUGGUAGAUAAUUUUAACAUAAGGUCAUGUGAAUGUUUAGAUAUAUGUUAAAUUGAUCGUGUUAAUGUGCAUCAGAAAUUAUAGAUGUGUUGUGGUUUCUUUGGUCCUGAAUGCUUGUUAUAGGUCCCCUGAUGAAUAUGUGAUUUUUAAACAGACUGUUUGUGUUCAGGUUAAAUAUACAGUAUGACCAUGAUUUUUCACAACAAUUAAAUGCAUCCACUUUACUGCCAAAUUCACUAACUGCUACCUGUUUUAUUCAAAUAGAUUUUCCUACUAUUAAAUACAUCAAAUUUAAUGCAAAAUGUUUAUACCAAGUUAGCCAUGAUGGUUUUUGGAACAGUUAUGUAAAUAUCCUUUUGUGUGCCCCGGAUAUCACCGCUACAGUGUCACUGAAUUUACUUGCAUAUGGUUAUUGACUUCAUGGCUGACUGAAUUCAUGGAUCAGUUGUUUAUACUGUGUAUACAACUCCAAAGUGUACAUUUAAAUGUGUUUUAUUGAUUUACUGCCUGUCAUGAUGUUUUGUAUUGAUGCUUAGUUUUUUUUUUCAUUUAAUACAAUUUUUAUUGUAUCUAAAAGUUUCCAUAGGUGUAAUGGACAAGUAACUUAUAAAUUUUACAGUAAAAGCUGCAUGUCUGGAUAGGCAGACAAGAUGUUAGUUUAUUGAGGUUAUACUGUAUAGAAUUUCCAAAAGAAUGUCAUAUCUGGUAAGAAAUUUCUGUAAGAAUGUCUUGUCUGGUAACAUAUUACAAAGAAUUUCUGGUCUGUGAAAAUAUUUCUGUAAGAAUGUCCUGUCUGUGAAAAUAUUUCUGUAAAAAAUGUCAGGUCUGUAAAGAUAUUUUCGUAAGAAUGUUAUAUGAGUAGAGAUAUUCUGUAAAGAUAUUUAUGUCAAAAUGUUAUGUAUGUGAAGACACUUUUGUAAGAAUGCCAUGUCUGUGAAGAUAUUUCCCUAAGAAUGCAAUGUCUAUCAAGAAUGUCAGGUCUGUUAAAGAUUUUUUUGCGAAGAUGUCAUGUUUGUUUCUGAUUGUUGAAUGGGUGUUAUGCUAUUGUCAUGUCAUUAAAGGCAUUUGUGAUCCGUUCAGUUUGAGUGCUGGAGAAAAGAUUGUAACUUUAUGGUGCAAAAGCAAAAGAAAAUAGGUGGCCAUAGUUUUUGUGAAUGUUCUAAUUAGUCCAAAUGUUUACAACACUGCUGGUCUAACUGAACAAUCUGACCAUUCGGACUGCCCUCCCCCCUAUUGGUCACUAUAUUGAUUAUUGAUUACUUGUAUUGAUGAUAGAUACACCAGGAUGUGUUUAUGAUUCACCUGUAUUCAAAAGUCAGGUCAAUAACACCAAUACCUCUCUAAAAGUCAUCUCAGUAUUACAAUUACCUGUCUUUAAAGGUCAUCCUUAUGUUACAUUUACCUGUCAAUAAAGGUCAUCACCGUGUGACAAAAACUACUAAAAUGCUAAGUCCUUACGACAGAUACUGUCUCAAAAAGUCAGUGAUUUCAGUAAGGAAUGUAGUAUGAUUCAUAGCAUUUCAAUGUCAUUUUAUUAUCAAAUAUCACAGCUAACACAUGUUGACGAAUUUUCUGAAUCCAUGUGUGUGACAUUGUUAUCACAUUAAUUGUGUCUUCAGUUUAAUCAUUUCACACAGGCAGGCUCCAAGGACCAUCUUCUAGUCAGUGAUAAAAAAAUGUCUUAUUUUAUUUACAUUUCAUUGACUGCUUUAGAGAGAAAGAUUUUUUCCCUCUGACACUCAGCAAUGCCAAUAGCUCAUGUUUUUAUCUAAAUACCUUUGAUGUUGCUUGUCUAAGAAAAGUGACAGAAACCUGUGAUGUUGCUUGUCUGAGAAAAGUGACAGAAACUUGUGAUGAUGCUUGUCUGAGAAAUGUGACAGAAACUUGUGAUGUUGCUUGUCUGAGAUAUGUGACAGAAACUUGUGGUGUUGCUUGUCUGAGAUAUGUGACAGAAACUUGUGGUGUUGCUUGUCUGAGAAAUGUGACAGAAACUUGUGAUGUUGCUUGUCUGAGAAAUGUGACAGAAACUUGUGAUGUUGCUUGUCUGAGAAAUGUGACAGAAACUUUUGAUGAUGCUUGUCUGAGAAAAGUGACAGAAACUUGUGGUGUUGCUUGUCUGAGAAAUGUGACAGAAACUUGUGAUGUUGCUUGUCUGAGAAAAGUGACAGAAACUUGUGAUGAUGCUUGUCUGAGAAAUGUGACAGAAAUUUAUGGUGUCGUAUGUCUCAGAAAAGUGACAGAAACUUUUGAUGAUGCUUGUCUGAGAAAUGUGACAGAAAUUUAUGGUGUCGUAUGUCUCAGAAAAGUGACAGAAACCUGUGGUGUUGCUUGUCUGAGAAAUGUGACAGAAAUUUAUGGUGUCGUAUGUCUCAGAAAAGUGACAGAAACUUGUGAUGAUGCUUGUCUGAGAAAUGUGACAGAAAUUUAUGGUGUCGUAUGUCUCAGAAAAGUGACAGAAACUUUUGAUGAUGCUUGUCUGAGAAAUGUGACAGAAAUUUAUGGUGUCGUAUGUCUCAGAAAAGUGACAGAAACCUGUGGUGUUGCUUGUCUGAGAAAUGUGACAGAAAUUUAUGGUGUCAUAUGUCUCAGAAAAGUGACAGAAACCUGUGGUGUUGCUUGUCUCAGCAGGUGAUGGAAACAGUUAAUCAAUGGAUACAACUUGGUGCAGGUUUAUCAGAAGUUGACUUCUCUAGCAGGUCAUCACUGUCUGUCAUUGUAUGUAAAGUAUGCAAAGGUAAUGAAGUGCAAUGCUACUGAUGUAAAUGGAAAAUGCUGAUUUUGUAUAAAGUGUAAAUAUUUGUGCGAUUUGUAUGUACUUUGAAAGAAUCAUUUGAAAUGUAAAUCUGUAUAAUACAUCCUCGGUUCAAUAUCCAGUUAACUUACUACCAUGAAAUAACUACGUAAUUUUAAAUUUGCUGAUAUUACAGGGCUUUGAUAGUUUCAUGGGGACAUCUCAGUUAUAUUCAAAUGACCUUGACAUGAGGUUUUUCCAGCUUUUGGAAAAUAUCACAAUUUGUAUCAUUAUACUCUAAUUUAUCAUUGAUUCGAAAUUUAUAUUUAAAGUCUCAUUUUUCUAGCUCGGAAUGUUUUAAUUAAACAUUACAUAUUGGUCAAGUAUGAUAAUACCAUGAAGGAGUUCAUGUUUCAUCAUGCUAGGGUCAACUUUAAGGUCUCCGUUACUAUAUAUAGAAAUUCUUAGAUGCAACAUAACUUGAUUAUGAAUGAGAGCAAGGGAUUUGUAUUGUUUCCGAUGCCUUGUUAACCAAGAAACCUGGUCUACAUGCAGUUUGUAUAUUAUACACCAUAUCAUGGUACACUAACAACAAGGUCAAGAUAAGUUGGAGGUUCUAACUCUAGUCAUCUGUGUUUAUAGAUCUGCGUGGAAUACACUUUGUGGGUCAUGUCGCCAAUUUUGAUGUAAAAAACCUUGAAGAUUUAUAAUAUUACAACAAUUUCAUUUGCAUAAAAAGCAUGCAUUAUACUUCCUCUUUUCUUAUGGUUACAUCUGUAAAUGAGAUGUUAAGAAAUCUUGCUCUUUCUGUAAAAGAGUAACAUGCCCUUUCGAUAAGUGAGAUAUUGAAUAUUGUGGCCCUUUCUGUAAAUCAUAUAUUAAGUAUAGUGGCCCAUCACCAUACACUUGUCUUGCAGUCUAUUCCUUCUAAAUACAUUCAGCAAUUAUAUGUUACAACCCAAGUAGAAACAGGAGGCAAAAGUAAGGUAUUAUUCACUUGAACUGUUAAAAUGCUUUAUAGUUCAGAGGGAAAAACUAUGAUACAAAGGAAAAUUUUUAUGAUACGGAGGGGAACACUGUAUGACACAGAGGGGAACACUAUGAUAUGGAGGGGAACACUGUAUGACACAGAGGGAAAACUGUAUGUUAUGGAGGGAAACACUGUAUGACACAGAGGGGAACACUGUAUGAUAUGGAGGGAACACUUCAUGACACAGAGGGGAACACUGUAUGUUAUGGAGGGAAACACAUUUGUACAGUGGGAAACUUCAACAUGGGGGAAAUUGCUGUGGUAUUGAGGAAAACCCUAAGGUGUGGAGGGAAAUGCUAUGAUACAGAGGGAAACACUGGUAUGGAGGGCAAGGCUAUGAUACAGUGGGAAACACUGGUAUGGAGGGCAAGGCUAUGAUACAGAGGGAAACACUGGUAUGGAGGGCAGGGCUAUGAUACAGAGGGAAACACUGGUAUGGAGGGCAAGGCUAUGAUACAGAGGGAAACACUGGUAUGGAGGGCAAGGCUAUGAUACAGAGGGAAACACUGGUAUGGAGGGCAAGGCUAUGAUACAGAGGGAAACACUAUGAUAAGAAGGGAAACACUGGUAUGGAGGGCAAGGCUAUGAUACAGAGGGAAACACUGGUAUGGAGGGCAAGGCUAUGAUACAGAGGGAAACACUGGUAUGGAGGGCAAAGCUAUGAUACAGAGGGAAACACUGGUAUGGAGGGCAGGGCUAUGAUACAGAGGGAAACACUGGUAUGGAGGGCAAGGCUAUGAUACAGAGGGAAACACUGGUAUGGAGAGCAGGGCUAUGAUACAGAGGGAAACACUGGUAUGGAGGGCAGGGCUAUGAUACAGAGGGAAACACUACAGUAAGAAGGGAAACACUGGUAUGGAGGGCAGGGCUAUGAUACAGAGGGAAACACUAUGGUAAGAAUGGAAACUAGAGUAAGGUGGGAAACUGAUGUGGAGGAAAACAUGGUAUGGAGGGAAAUGCUAUAUAUAGUAUGGAGGGAAACACUUUAUGAAAUGGAGGGAAAAUGUUAUGGAUAUGAGAGAAACUAAGGUAUGAAGGGUAAACUAAGAUACAAUGUAAGGUGGGAAACACUAUGAUGGAAACAUGGUAUGGAGAGAAACACCUUUUGAUAUUGAGAGAAAGACUGUAUUUGAAUGCUGCUAGUUGAUAUUGUAUUGUUUCAGAUGAGAGAAUCCAGAUGUAUGUUUAUUGAGUUUGAUUUACGAGGCAGAACUUAUGCUUACUAUGUGGCUGAUGAAUCUCUGUGUCAAUAUAGUCUUUAUCUAGUUUAUUUGUCCAUACAAAUAUGCAAAACUACCACAAUAUACCAGUAUUGAAAGGGAGUGUGUUCCAGUGAAGUGUUGUAUGCUUCAAAAAGAUUAAAUAGCAUUAGGUAAAGCCAGACUUUACUUAGUUGUUUCUGUGCUUUAAUGCAACGUGUUCUUCAGAACCUGUUUAUUUAACAGUCCUUAUACUAAAUUAAUCAAGAAUUAUUUCCCAAAGAAAAACUUACAAUAGGUUUCUUUUCAUGUGAUCUACCUUGUGAUGAUCAGACUAACAGUUCGUAUCGUACUGUGUCUCGGUUAACACAAAAUCUAUAAUUAAUAGCUAGGAAUGAUGCAAAGCAAUCGAUAUAUCAUACUUAUGUACCAAGAUCGAUGUUCUGACUACUAAAGCAUAAUGUAAACAUACAGAUUUUAGGUGUCCUUGUGUAACGCUUUUUACACUGAAAAUAUUUACUACAACAUGAUCGUGGUAAUUGCAGAUUUUAGGCACUGCUUUAUUUUAGUAUUUAUUGUGGAUGCGUUGAUUUAUCAUUGCCAAUAAGUGAUAAUGCACUGAAAUUUCAUUGCAUGUAAUUAAUUAUAUUUACAGUAAAUAUUGUAUGAAGUGAGUUGCAUUUCGUCAUGUGGGCAGACAAAAUUUAUCAGCAUUAUCAACAUGAGACAUAAUUUUCCAUCAUGUUUAAGUGUUUCAAAGUUGUCAAAGAACUGCUGUAAUUUUUCACAAUACGAAGUACAUACAUUAAAUAGACACAAUAAAUCUGGCUUUAAUAGCAUCUCCAAAUAAGGAACUGAGGUUUAUCACUGAUAUCAGUACAUAAAAAAGUUUUACGAGUCUGUAAAAGAACUUUUAUCAACACAUAGAGGUCUACACUAACUUAAAAUAGAUUCUAAUCAUGAAUAUAUGGAAUGUUUGUUAAAGAUAAUUUUUCCCAGAAGUUUAGUCCCCAUGGAAUCCUACUUGUCUGGUUUGUUAAGAAAGUAUACUCUAAUUGUAAUAUCAACUUCACAGUGUAAUUUAGGAGGAGAAUUUCAGGGAUCAGGGAGGACAGUAUUUCUAGAUCACUCAGUUAUACACUGUAAGGCUGUGUAUCAUUGUGGUCAAAACAAUAAAAUCUUCAAAAUAAGAAA